AGGUAAAGAUCAUGUAUGUCGCUUCAUAGGAUGUGGGAGGAACGAUCGAUUCAACUAUGUGGUCAUGCAGCUGCAGGGUCGGAAUCUGGCAGAUCUCCGCCGCAGCCAGUCCCGGGGCACUUUUUCCAUCAGCACCAUGCUGCGACUUGGGAGACAAAUUCUGGAGGCAAUCGAGAGCAUUCAUUCUGUAGGGUUCCUUCACAGAGACAUCAAACCGUCAAAUUUUGCCAUGGGUCGUUUCCCCAGCACCUGUAGGAAAUGUUUUAUGCUGGAUUUUGGGCUGGCGCGGCAGUUUACAAAACUCCUGUGGAGAAGUACGGCCGCCUCGGACUGUAGCUGGGUUUCGUGGAACAGUUAGGUAUGCUUCUGUCAAUGCACACAGGAACCGGGAGAUGGGUCGACAUGACGAUCUUUGGUCCCUUUUCUACAUGCUGGUUGAGUUUGUGGUUGGUCAGCUUCCCUGGAGGAAAAUUAAAGAUAAGGAACAAGUAGGCUCCAUAAAAGAACGCUAUGAGCAUCGCCUUAUGUUGAAGCACCUUCCCCCAGAGUUUUAUGUGUUCCUAGAGCACAUCAGCGGUUUGGAUUACUUCACCAAACCAGAUUACCAGCUUCUUUUAUCUGUCUUUGAUAAUAGCAUGAAAUCCUAUGGAGUUGUGGAAAGUGAUCCUUUUGACUGGGAGAAGAGUGGUUUGGAUGGUUCUCUAACUACCACAACAACAUCAACCACCCCACAGCUUCACACUCGCCUAACCCCUGCUGCUAUUGGGAUUGCAAAUGCUACACCCAUACCUGGAGACCUGUUGCGUGAGAACACAGAUGAAGUGUUUCCAGAUGAGCAACUCAGCGAUGGCGAGAAUGGAAUUCCAGUUAUGGUCUCCCCUGAAAGGAUCCCCGGAUCACCCAGUCAUCAGCGCCCCCAGGAGAGAGAUGUUUGGGAAGAAAUGGAUGCCAACAGGAAUAAGAUUAAAAUGGGACUAUGCAAGGCUGCUACUGAGGAGGAACAUAGUAAUGGCCAGGCAAAUGGUUUACAUAAUGCUCCUAGUCUUGGCUCUCCUGUGCGUGUACGAUCCGAAACCACACAGCUCGAUCGAGAUGUACCCCUUCUGCGCAAACUGCGCAACAUACACAGCUUUGAACUGGAGAAGAGAAUGACUUUGGAAUCAAAACCUGAUGCUGACAAGUUCUUGGAGAACUGUGCUGAAAAAGUUCAGAAGGAGGCACAUUCAAAAGAUGGACCAGUUGCUGAUGGCUCUUCUCCUUCACCUUCUCAACCGCGGAAGACACUUGUUGCUCCAGCUUCUAUGCAUGCAGACCAUGUCUGGCAUUAUGAUGAUGAGUAUGUGCCAGAGGGUUCUAAGCCUGGAUCAGCGAGUUCCCCAGAACACUUGGAUGGAGUUGUUAGCAAUGGGUUUGUAGCUGUGAAUCUGAGCUCCUGCCGGCAGGAGGUUGACUCCAAAGAGUGGGUCAUUGUGGACAAAGAGCGUGAUUUGAAGGAUUAUGGCUCAAGUGGAAAUCACGGUCAGAGGGUGACAGGAAGCCCAUCAGAAGAGGAACCAGAGGUGCUUCAGGUGCUGGAAGAAUCUCCACAAGACGGUCCUCCAAAACCAAGCUCUUGGACCGAUAAUAAGGGGCAUAAUAUACCAGAUCCAAGGGUUGGACUCGACAUCAUGGUUUCUUCAGGUGUGUGUGUGGACAAAUUGGAUGUCAUGUCAGGUGCUGCUGGCCAACUGCUUCCAGCGACACCUACAAGUCCAAUGGAGGCUCAGGCAGAAGGAGCAAUCACUCCGAUGACCAUUCCUCGGCCUUCGGUUACAUCUACACAGUCAGCUUCAGAAAGCUUCCCAUGUGGACCUCAUUUAGAGAAGCGAGACAGAGACACCCAUGUCUUGGAGAUGUUGUCACCACAGGAAAAUCCACUAGGAUAUGGUGCAUCAGAAGACCCUGCUACUACUCUGGCAAACAAAAUAAACCUGGCACUAGAUUUAGACAAAACAAACCAGGAAAAAGCAUGUGUCAAAUCUCUAGACUCAGGCCAUAAAGACUUAGUUAAUAAGAAUGACCAAAUAAGUGAGAAGAAAGGUUUAGAGACUCCAGUAAAGUCUCCGUCCAAUUCUCUACUUGGUUUUCUUGAAGGUAAGCGGGAGCAAAACAAAGGCUUCCAUCCACAUGGGCAUUCCCCUGAGCAGUUCAAAUCCUCUGAGGGUGCAGUGUCUGAUGUUAAUCAACUUAAUGAGACUAGGACUUUCCACUCAGUGCCAAAUGGACAUACAGAUUCUCAAGCUGUGAAACCUGAAGUAGUUUCAGAACUGCAAAUGGUUGACUUUACGGUAGGAGGGGACUCUCUGGAGGUUCAGCAAAAUGGUUUUCAUGAAGAAGAGAACAAUGUUGCUGCUAAUGGCUUCCUUGACCACAAGACGAGCUUGUCCAUGUUACUUGAACAAGAGAGGGAUACAGAUCAAACAAGUCUAAAAAAUGGAGAGCAGCUUGACCUAAGUGACAGUUCUCCACAAUUUAGAAGAGAUCACACAAAAUCCUCCCUUUCCACCAGACAUAGCCGAAUUCCUGUAUUGGCUCAGGAGGUAGACUCUGCUUCAGAAUCAUCUUCUCCAAUCUCUGCUAAGGAAAAGCUUCUGCUGAAAAAAAGCUCAUCGGACCGACCUUGUCCGAAUUUUAAUGGAAAAAACGACAGAAGUCAUUACUUGGUGACUUCUCAAGUGCCUCUGACAAGUCACUGGAAGAAAAAAAACCUCACCACCAGCUCUGGGUUUACCUGAAAAAGAAGUUUUCUUUAUUCCUAGAGCAGUCUCAGACUCUAAUGUCAGGCAGUCAGAUGAUGGCAGUGUUGCAACUCUCAAUAUUCAGUCAAGAAAGAGCAAAAUUCCUCGUCCUGUGUCCUGGACUAGUAAUGAUCAGAUUAGCAGUGCUCCUCCAACUCCAUUCCUUCCCAGACCACCUCCUGGAAAACCACCCACGCGGCCUGGAGUGGAGGCACGGAUUCGCCGGUACAAGGUUUUGGGAAGUGGAAAUUCUGAUUCAGACCUGCUCUCCCGUCUUGCUCAUAUAAUUCAAAAUGGAUCCCAGAAGCCCCGUAGUUCCUCCCAGUCUAAAAGUCCAGGUUCACCUCACAGUCCGAAAACGCCUCCCAAGAGCCCAGUUAUUCCUCGACGCAGCCCAAGUGGUUCCCCGCGCAGUUCAUCUUUACCAAGAACCAACAGUUCUUCCUCUUCAAGAAUUGGGCGACCCCACCACUACGAGCCCAAAAGCUCAAAUUCUUAUGUAGGCCGUAGCAAAUCACCGCCCAGCCUAUCUGGCUCUUCUUCUUCAAGAAGGUCCUGUCAACAGGACCAUUGCUGUAGUAAACAAAGUAAGAACUUAUCCAAGGGAUCAGGUAGUGGCCAUCAUUCAACAGGCAGCAAAACCAGCCGAGGAAAGCCCUCUGUACGGGAGAGCAAAGUUUCCAAUAAACUGAGCAGAUAA
This is a messenger RNA of Staurois parvus, 3477 nucleotides long. NCBI's taxonomy places the organism in Eukaryota, Metazoa, Chordata, Amphibia, Anura, Ranidae. The record is from the annotation of a GenBank genome assembly.